AUGUGGAUUGACUUGAUUGCUUGCCUCCCAUUGGACUAUUUAUUUGAAUUAGGCCUUCAAACAACAAAUCCAUGUCUUCGAUUUAAUCGGUUAAUUCGUCUACAGAGAGUUUUUAAAUUUACCAAUACUACAGAAAUGUGUGUCUCAAAACCAAAUUUAUACCGUAUAUUCUGUGUUUGUUUGUAUAUUUUAAUUUUAAUUCAUUGGAAUGCCUGUUUCUACUAUUUUAUUUCUGGCGUGUUAGGAAUUGACUCGAAUAGAUGGGUUUAUGGAAAGGCUAAUUUACAAGCAUUGCCAGAAGGUAUAGAAGACAGUUUAUCCCGUCGAUACCUCUACAGUUAUUAUUGGUCAACGUUAAUGCUUUCCAACGUUUGUGAAGUUCCUUGGCCUAUCAGAAGUUCGGAAUUUAUUAUUGUUUGUGUUGAUUUAAUGUUUGGGGUUUUAAUUUUUGCUACAAUUGUUGGAAAUGUUGGGAGUAUGAUUGCUAGCUCUGAAGCAGCUAGAAGGGAUUUUCAAUCAAGAAUUGAUAAUGUGAAACGUUUUCUUCGUCAAAGGAAUGUUAACAAAAAUUUAUUACAUAGAAUUAAUAACUGGUUUGAUUAUAUUUGGCAACAAAAUAAACAAGCAAUACUCGAUGGGCAGGAUGAUUUAGUGUUAAGUGUAUUACCAACAAAAUUGCAAGCAGAAAUUGCUAUGCAUGUACAUUUUGAGACGUUGAGGAAAGUUAGGCUUUUUCAGGACUGUGAAGCUGGUUUACUUGGUGAACUUGUUUUGAAGCUUAAAUUACAAGUCUUCAGCCCGGGAGACUUUGUUUGUAGAAAGGGCGAUGUUGGUAGAGAGAUGUAUAUAGUAAAGAAAGGCCGUCUACAAGUUGUGUCAGACGAUGGAAUGAAGAUUUUUCAUACAUUAUUGGAAGGGGCUGUUUUUGGAGAACUUAGUCUUUUAAAUAUUCCUGGCAGUAAACACGGAAAUCGUCGUUCUGCCUCAAUUCGUUCAGUUGGCUAUACAGAUUUAUUUGUUUUGAAGAAAGCAGAUUUAUGGGAAGCUUUAAGGGAAUAUCCUGAAGCGAAAAGAAUGUUGGUACAUAAAGGACGGGAAAUACUUUUAAAGGACGGGUUGUUAAAUGAAGAUGCACCUUUGGAAGAAAAAAGUCCAGAGCAGUGGAACCAGGAACUUAGGGAACAAAUUGACCGUCUUUUGGAUAAAUUGUCUCGAUUAACAGCAGAAUUUAUUAGUAAUGAAACUAAAUUAGUGGGUAGAAUAGAGUUUUUGGAGAAUAAAUUGAAACAAUAUGAUUAUCUUGAUGAGUAUAGUAGUGGUGAUGAAUUUAGCCUUUGA
This is a messenger RNA of Meloidogyne enterolobii, 1338 nucleotides long. NCBI's taxonomy places the organism in Eukaryota, Metazoa, Nematoda, Chromadorea, Rhabditida, Meloidogynidae. The record is from the annotation of a GenBank genome assembly.